UAAAACCCUAAUUUCCCCCUCAAAUUCCAUUUUUUUCCCUCGUCUUUUUCUCUCGGUGGUUUUGAAUAAAUGGCGGCGGCGGGAGACGGCAGAACGGCGAGUUCCUCAGCCUACGAAGGCGGAGGAGCUGGAGGAAAGUUCCGGAGACGACCGUUCCGUAAGAACCAAACUACUCCUUACGAUCGACCACCGACUGCCCUCCGGAACCCUAGUUGGCUCACAAAGCUCGUUGUCGAUCCUGCCACGAAGCUCAUCACUUCCGGUGCUCGACGGUUCUUUUCUUCGAUCUUCCAAAAACGUCUUACCCCUGCUCCGACGCCAUUGCCACUACCUCCGAUGCCAUUACCACCUCCUCCAGAAGCAAGACAAGAAUCAAAGGAUGUGCAGCAGGAGUCUUGUCUUAAAGAUCAUGCUGGAGCAGUAGUAGCCACUGGACAUGAAGUUCGCAAUGCUGCAUGCAGCUCUGAGGACAGUGCAUUCUCAGAGCUUGAGCAACUGUUGAAACAAAAGACAUUCAGCAGAGAUGAAAUUGACCACUUGACAGAACUUUUGCGCUCCAAAACUGUAGAUACCCCUGCUGGGAAUGAUAAGGGUGCUGUUGCUACCCCUGUCACAAGUUCAAGAGCCCCUAAAGGGAAUGUUGCAUCGGCUGCUGAACUUGCAAAAGCUUACAUGGACACUAGGCCAUCAAAGGCUAGUGUGAGAGUAGAUUCACCAGAGCUAAAAAAUGUAGCAUAUUCCCAAAAUUUGCCUAUUACAUCAGUGACUACAAAGACUGCUGGUCUUAUUGGGGUUCGAGUAAAUGGAUUUACCCCUCCAAGGUCUCGUGGAAGAUCUGCAAUAUACCACAUGGCUCGCACACCGUACUCCAGACUUCGUCAAACUGAUGGUCAAAUGGCAAGUAGCUCCACACAUAAUGCUUAUAGCGGGCCUUCUUUAUCUGAGUCAGUCUUGGAGCAUGAUGGAUAUUUUGGCUCUAAACAGCCCCUCAAACGGAGAAGUUCUGAUCUGGAAGAUGAUAUCGGCUCUGUUGGCCCCAUUCGCAGGACUCGACAGAAACCAAAUCUCCUGUCACAUGGAAUUUCACGUCCUAGUCCUGGAGGAGUUGCUUCUGCUGCUGCUGAUGUGCCUACAAGGUAUGUUCACAUCCCUCCCAAGCCCAGUGAGACAGCUGCAAAGAUAUUGGAGCAUCUUGAAAAUCUGACCCCAAAGGAGAAGUCAUCAGAAUCAAGACUAGCUGCAGGGAGUGAUAAAACACCCAAGAAAUUGUCACCAAACAUGCUUCGCGGACAAGCUCUUAAAAGCUUGGAGUCUUUGGAUUCUCCCAAGCUGCUACAGAGUGCACAAGACAGCCAUAAGUUGGAAAAUUGGUCUAAGGUUAUUCCAACCAAUGGCCAUGAUUCUAGUUUGCAGAAGCAAGGCAAAAUAGAACAACAUCGGCAAAAUGAAUCUAUUAACAGGCCAACUGUUGUAGCAAAGAAUAAUGAAAAGAAUUCAUUUGAAGAUGCUCAACAUGCUCAACCAGGUGUGGAAACAGCUGAUUCACUGGAUAAGAAGUCUUCAGUUCCACCUCAGAAGAAGCAUGCUUUUAGGAUGAGUGCACUUGAGGACUCGUUUGAGAUGGAUGAGGAUAUAAACUUUGACAAGUCUGCCUCUCAAUUGGCUGAAGGAAGAGAUAAGAUGGGUAUAUCUGGUGCUGAAAAGAAGUCUCUGUCUACUGAUGAAGCCCUGAACAAACCUGCUGCUCUUUCUGAAACAAAUGCUAACCUGGGGAUUUUGAACAAAAGAAAGGAUAUGAAGGUUCCUGAUGCUGCUCUUAUCAGCGUCAGCAGCCCCAGUUUCCUGCCCAGUUCUGAUCCCCUGUCACCGGAGGUUGUCCCACCAUCAUUUGGGUCAAACAAAUCAAAGGAGUCGAGUGGUGACAAGGUCCCAGCUCUUCUAUUUUCAUCAUCAUUCCCUCUCUCAGGGUUAAAACCAGAAGGCUCAAGCAGUUUAUCCAACCCUGCUUUUGGCCUGGCUGGUGCUUCAUCGGAGCUCCUUGAGUCAGAUAACUCACAGAAGGAUGGGAAAAGCAAUGGGAAAUUAGAACCUUUAUCAUCUGGUUUAUCACCUUCAGUUUUAUUUGCUGCUCCAUCAAGCACUUCUAGCUUCAGUAAUGGACAGUUCACACCUAGUCCUGCUAUCUCAGCCACUUCUCUCUUGGCAUCAAGUAAUUCCCCCAAGGAUGUUCAAUCUUACAGUUCAAGUGAGGUUGCCCAUUCCACAAGCAUUUCAGCUGCUGUUGGUGGUGGUCUGUUUGGUUUUGCUGCAGCAUCUUCAGUAUCAACUGAACCUCUUAUCAAAUCUGGUCCCUCUGAAGUUCCACCAAUGGUGUCAACGCUAUCAACAGCUUCCACUGCAGACGAUGCAGACCUGAAAACCAAAGCAGCUAAUUCUGACAACUUGAGUAGCAAUUCACCUUUUGCGGGCUCAUCAUUUGCAUCUACAAGUCCUGGAAAUAGUAUUUUUGGUUUUAGUUCAUCAGGAAUGUCCACAGUUACUACAGCUAGUGUCCAGUCUCAGAGUUCUGUUUUCAGCACUGGAGCUCAGUCACUUGUUAGUGCACAAACUUCUCUCACUGGAUCAGACAAUACCAGAGUCACACAGAGUGUUCCUGCUCAUUUUGGAUCAUCUACUACAUCACCAGAAGUGGGCAAUUCCGGAAUGACAUCUUUCUCCUCUGUCGGUUCUGCUUCAAGUAAUACUGGUAUAGUUUCUGCUGCUGCUUCAGAUAGCAACCCCGUUGGCUCCAGCGCUGCUGCUUUUGGAAAUUUUAGUUUUGGGGCAAGUUCUUCAACCUCAUCUACGAUGAGCAGUUCAGUCGGACCUAGCAGUGGGACAACUCAGCUGGCGUUCACUUUUGGUGCUAGUCCGGCAGUUCAUGCAGCCACCGCUGCACUUGCCACUUCCAGCAAUGCUACUUCUGCUAUAUUUAGUUUUGGUAAUAAAUCUUCAUCUUCCUCGGCAAAUGCCGUCGACACCUCUACCCGCCCUAGUCCUAGCACAUUUAAUUUUGGUGGUAGUUCUUCAGCUUCCUCAUUGAACAAUGUCAGCAUGUCUAAUAGUGCUGCUCCUGGAAUAUUUAGUUUUGGUGGUGGUUCUUCAGCUUCUUCAACCAAUACUGUCAGCACCUCCACCAAUGCUACUCCUGGCGUGUUUAGUUUUGGUGGCAACUCUUCGGCUUGCUCAACAAAUACUGUCAGCAUCUCUACCAGUGCUACCGCUGGCAUAUUUAAUUUUGGUGCUAGUUCUUCCGUUCUGUCAACAAAUACUGUCAGCACCUCCACUAGUGCUGCCCCCAGCGUAUUUAGUUUUGGUGCUAGCUCUUCAGUUUCGUCAACAAAUGCUGUCAAUGCCACCAGCACAGUCAGUCCUAGUCCAUUUGCUUUUGGUGCCAGUUCUGCCUCUCCACAAACUUCCAGUGCUGCUGGAAUUUUAGGUUCCAAUUGGCAGGCCCCUAAGUCUCCUGUCUUUAGUUCCCCAUUUAGUUCUGCUACCCCUACUGGGUUUGCAUUUGGAGCAUCUUCAUCAUCUUUUACUCCUCCAGCCACCACUGCUGCGGUCUUUGGAUCAGCACCCAGUACUCCUAGUGGACCAGCCUUUCCAUUUGGUUCAACUUCUUUGACAAAUCCGUCUACGCAGGCCAUAUUUGGGAACUCUACUUCUCCUUUUACUGCAUCCCCUGGAAAUAAUAACCAGAUGAGCAUGGAAGACAGCAUGGCCGAGGACACUAUGCAUGCAUCUUCCCCUGCUGUUGCUUUUGGUCAACCUUCUGUCUCGCCCUCUCCUGGUGGUUUCAUGUUUGGUUCAACACCUAAUCCAUUCCAAUUUGGUGGCCAGCAGAAUCAGGCAGCUGCUGCUGCUGUUCAGAAUCCAUCUCCAUUUGCAGCAUCAGGCAGUUUAGGUGCUGGAGGGAGUUUCUCAUUGGGUAGCAAUGGUCCUGACAAAUCAGGUCGAAAGAUUGUCAAAGUUAAUAGAAAUAAGAACAGAAGGAAGUGAAGCAGUUGGCAACAACAUUGGAUCCUUACGAUGAUAUAUCAGCAGCCAUGGUUUAUGGGUUUGCGCUAUUCUCUUUUUUCUUUUUUUUAAAUCUUGCGCUUUGUAGAUCUGCAUCUCCAGGAAGUGAAGAUCUUGUAAUCCUAUCGUCUUUUUUGGCAUAAAGUGUCACAAUUUUGGGCAACAUUUCUUGGUAAAGUGGUUGUAGUUGUAUCAGUAGGGGGCUGUAAGAGAGCCUGGUUAGCCUUUGUUUUUUCUUUCUAUAAAUUCGUUUUCUGUACUUGUGACAUAAUAAGGAAAUGUUUGUUUCUCUAAGUAUUUCUCUUUCUAUCGAGGACUUAUUUUCGAGAUGAAAAACAUAUUC
Solanum stenotomum is the source of this 4399-nucleotide messenger RNA. Its product is annotated as nuclear pore complex protein NUP1-like. The record is from RefSeq and is a predicted model, not a curated record. Gene Ontology annotation, biological process: poly(A)+ mRNA export from nucleus; nuclear membrane organization. Bases 70 to 4038 code for a protein of 1322 amino acids. Lineage: Eukaryota; Viridiplantae; Streptophyta; Magnoliopsida; Solanales; Solanaceae. Gene Ontology annotation, cellular component: nuclear envelope. The transcript is spliced from 9 exons.